Chlorella variabilis is the source of this 996-nucleotide messenger RNA. RefSeq lists its product as hypothetical. Gene Ontology annotation, biological process: carbohydrate metabolic process. The record is from RefSeq and is a predicted model, not a curated record. Gene Ontology annotation, molecular function: hydrolase activity, acting on carbon-nitrogen (but not peptide) bonds. The transcript has 9 exons. NCBI's taxonomy places the organism in Eukaryota, Viridiplantae, Chlorophyta, Trebouxiophyceae, Chlorellales, Chlorellaceae. Bases 1 to 996 code for a protein of 331 amino acids.
AUGCGAUCCCUGGGAGUCGCGCUGCUGCUGGCGGCAGCCGCGCUCUGCGCAGCCGCGGGCGUCCCGCCCUCCAUCAACGCGCCUGGCAACCUGACAAGGGAUCAGCUGCCCAUGUUUGUGCUCUUCACUCAUGACGAUGGCGUGGAUUCGGAGGCACGCAAGGCGAUGCUGGGCAUCGCCAAGGGCCGCGAGACGCCCAACGGCUGCCCCGUCACAGCCACGAUGUUCACGCUGCUGGACCCCGACGGCUGGACCAGCUGCGAGGAGGUGGUGGCGAUGUAUGAGGCUGGUUUCGAGGUGGCCGAUCACACGACGCUGCACGAGAGCCUGCCGGGCAAGGACCGCGAGUACCUGCAGGACGAGAUCGCGGGGGCACGGAGCAAGAUCGCCGAGUGCGGCGUGCCCGAGGAGGACAUUGUGGGCUUCCGCUCGCCCUACCUCAACACCGGCCCGCUGGUGCGGGAGGUGCUGUCCGACAACGGCUUCCUCUGCGAUUCCAGCGUGAUUGAGGACUGGAACGCGGAUCUGGUGCAAGAUGGCACAGAGCAGAACUGCACCGGUACCGAGAAGUGGCCGGGCCUGUACGAGGUGCCAGUCUGGCGCUACGAAAACACCACCGGCUUCCUGUGCGACCUGCCCUACGCCAUGGACCCCGGCUUCAACUACGACUGCAACUGCAUGAAUGACACCCACAGCACCUACGACAUCAUCAAGUCGCAGUUCGAUGCAGCCUACAACGGCAACCGCGCCCCCUUCCCCGUGUUCAUCCACAUCUACUGGCUCCAGGCGCAGGACAACACCAAGGAGCUGGAGCGGUUCAUCGACUACACUCUCACCCUGCCAGACGUGCACUACGUCACCAUCCGCCAGCUGCUGGCCUGGAUGCAGAACCCGGUGCCCAAGGACCAGCUGACGCCGGAGAUGCUGGGGUGCGGCAACCCGGGCGGCGCGCCCAGCAAUCUGGCUGAGGAGCGGCGGCGGCUGCGGCGGGCGUGA